GACAACUGUCAAUCAGUUGUAACGUACGUACACACACACACACACACACACACACACACACACACACACGGUCCCGCCCACCUGCACCUGCAGCCGGGUGGUCUCGAGCUUCCCGCGGGACAGAGGCACAGCCCAGCACGCGAGAGCAGUGAGCGGCAACAGCCAGGAUGGAGGAGUCUGGUCUGCUGAAAGAGAGGCUACAUGCCAUCACUGAGAAGCAUCGCAUUCAGGAAGACAUUAGACAGAAGAAACUGGAACUGGACCAAGAGAAGCUCAAACUGCAGCAUCUAAAGAAAAAAGCUCUGAGGGAACAGUGGCUGCUGCAGGACUCAGCUUCCCACAAUGCAGCGGAUUCCCCACGGCAACAGAGCCUUCGGUCUGACCAGCAGCAGACCAGAGCACUGCAGCUCAACAUCCACAGGAUAGAAAUGGAGGUGGAGUCUCUGGAGAGAGAGGAGUCUAUGAUCUCUAGCAACGAGAGCUUCAUCCUCAACAGACUGAAGGCUGUGGAGAAAAGUUCAGAGGACAUUAUCAAGGAGGUUCAGGACAGCUUUGUUCCUGAACCAUUACACCAGGUCACCAUGGUGAUCCCUGAUGUCCCAGAAUCCUUCUCUCCACCAGAUACACCAAGAAAGACUCUGUUUGCUAUGGAGAUCAAUGUGACCAAAAACCUGUCAACUGGGGAGAGCUCAGUACUUUCUACUGCUACAGUUCCUCCAGACGAGUUAAACCAACACACCGGGCUCAAGGUUUACGACGAUGGCAGAAAGUGUGUUUAUGCACUGAAUUCACAAGAGGGUUCACGUGAUAAGAGCUGUGUGUCCGAGCUGUCGGCCAUCGAGGUGGAACAGUUGCUGAGAAGCGCUACAGUGCAUCGCCAAAUAAACCAGCAAAACCACCAGCAGACUCACAGCAGAAGGGAGGAGCAUUGCUUUUACAACCACCAACAUGAGAGAGGCAGACUGAACGGCUGUGACCUCAGAGACCAGGGACAGCGUUACAGUAGCCAUCUCCUCAGAAGCAACACAACGGAGAAAGACUUGGGCUGGCCGAGAAAACCAGGACCGGAGCAUCACUAUGGUCACCAGGAAAGCCAUUACAGGAGGCAGGAAGAGAGAAAUAACCAAAGCAACCUGAGGGAAAGUCAUCGUCUGGGAAACUACAAGGCGUUGGGACAUCACUACGGCAACCAGAAAGAUCAUUACUACAGUUCGUACCACGUGAGAAACUGCGCUCAGGAAGAUCGGCCUACUAGCCGCCACACCAACGGCAUCAUCAGAAGCAAUAGUAUGGUAAAUGCAGGGAGAGCCAAUGGCUGCCCUCCUCCAAGAUCACAUGACCAGGAAGUAGUGUCCGCCUACCAACCACAGCUGUGCUACACUCCAGCCAAUUAUAUUCCUCUCAGGGAUUACAUCAGUGUGGAUGAGGAAGAGCUUUAUUGUUUCUGUCCAGCCUCCAAUAACAGUGAUGACAGAAACCCACCCACUGAUGUGUAUAGUGGCUCCACCCACUCUCACAGAGUGCCCUCCCCCCUUUAUGAAGACAAUGCUCCCUUCACCAUCCUCAACACGGUGGAUGCCACUGAGCCAAUCACAGCUAUCUUCAUGGGCUUCCAGCCGGCGCAUGAUGACAGUGGGCCGGGUCAGGAGUUUGAGGGCGCCCUGAAGGCAGAACUGGUCAUCAUUGAGGACAACGAAGAAAACGAAGACGACAGCAGCAUGAAGGAGACGAAGGGCGGCAGUUCUCAAGCAGGAAGUUUAGCCAAUGGAAAGACGGGACGUGUAGAGGGAAGCGGAGACAGACAGACGCAGAGAUGGGGGGGACCAGGUAUCAAAAAGAUAAAGAAGAAACACAAACCCUGCUGUGCUGUCUGCUGACUAACGCACGCCUCAGUGUCUAACUCAAUAACUGCUCCAUCAGACUGCUAACCUCAUGACUAACUGCAAACACCAGCACUGAAACUGUAAGGCAGGAACCAAUCACGUUUAGUGUUACUGAUCCUGAACUAUACAUGGUAACUUACCCAUAGGUCUCUAUGGUGGGACUGACAAAUAAACCCUCUGAACUGAGGGUGAAUUCAGCUUUACCUAUUUAAUAAAUCAAUGACUAUACUUACAGUUAGUCUGCUACUCUACUCAACUUAGCCAGCUCUCAGCUGAUUCUUUCCACCUAACAUUUCAACUCCAGCUUGGACCUUUAACUGUAUGGUUCAGUCUCCUCAUUGUCAUCAACCUUUUCUCGCAGGCGGCAGACAGACACAGUUAGAGAGUAGCUAGUGAGUACAUUGAAGCACUUAACAACUAAAGAGACACAUCUGUUUUUGAAAGGAGAGUGAACAUCAGUCAGGUGGACAGGUUCAGCAUACCACAUAAAUGCUUGUUGUGUUCUGUGCUGGAUGUUUGUUUGCUAAGCUGUCAGCCUUAACAGCAUGUCAUGUGUGUUCUGUCCCCACAGUCAGCCAAAGAAAUCAACUAAUACAGCUUAAAGCAACAAUAUACACAAACAUUUACCAUUGAAGUAUGAACCGGUCCAGCCUCUGCAGACGUGGAGGGUCGUGUUUUCAUCAUUAACCGUGUUCAGCUUCAAUUCAGAAGGGUGCUAUGAAUUUCAAUGGUAACUAAAUAUUCAAAUAUGCUUUAAGCACCUGCAGCUUAAUGCACUUCUGUCUAAAUGAAAAUGUGCUCUUGAAUGAUACAUAUCAUACUUGAAUGAAUACAAACAUGCAGAUGUACAAUGCAAUAUGAAAACCAAAUACAGAGUGUUAAAGAACUUUGAAUAAUAGAACAUUGUUUUAUGUGAUAAUGCAACAUAAUGAGAAGAAAGAUCUGGAUUAUUAAACAGACAGAGCGAGUCCAGUGAGCUGCUGUCCUAUAGCUCCCUCUGCUGGUGUAGUUCAUAAUGAUGAGCAGCUAUAAUAUGAGUGGACCCCGACAUAAUGAAGAAAUAUUUCAGCUAAAGCUAUAUGAAUUUAUAAGAUGAGCUCAACACUGUUUUUAAACAAGUGCUUUUGUAGUGGUGUAUAGUGCUGUAGACUGUAGCACACUGGUCUGUGACAGCAAUUUCAUUUCAACUGACUAAUAGUGCUCGAUAUGAGUCCAAUAAGAAUAUACGAGUGACACAAUUAAGUUAAUUAGCCAUUAGUAGAAAAAAUGUAGAUCUUUCAAGGUUUGGUGCAGGUUUGAUAUGUUAUGUAUGUUAUGCAUAAAGACAGAUGUUUUGUAAAGAACUGUUUCCACAUUUUUAUACUAACUUCAAAUGUUUGAAGUGUACAUAGUUUGUCUGAUGAUGAGCAUGUGUAAAGAUGAAUGACACUAAUAAACCUUUGUUACUGAUGGAUGCUAACAGCCUGAUCUGUGCUGGUCCAAUCCUCAUCACACUGUGUGUGUGUGUGUGUGUGUGUGUGUGAGAGAGAGAUGUUAAUCUUGUGUGAUGUGAAUCAGCUCAGAUGUCCUUCACAGAGUCAUUCUACAUAUCAGGCUGUUUGUUUAUAUUCACAUUGAUUCAUUACACCGCUAUCUGUAUGUAAAACAUUACAUCUUAGCGUUAAUGUGUGUGUGUGUGCGUAUAACUGACAGCAUCAGGUCCAAUGGCAUUAAAGACAGUACUUGUAUCAUUAGCACUGACAGACAGCCAACA
Messenger RNA from Larimichthys crocea (large yellow croaker), 3636 nucleotides. RefSeq names its product palmdelphin-like. NCBI's taxonomy places the organism in Eukaryota, Metazoa, Chordata, Actinopteri, Sciaenidae. The transcript is spliced from 9 exons. Gene Ontology annotation, biological process: regulation of cell shape. The coding region runs from base 168 to 1877 and encodes 569 amino acids. Gene Ontology annotation, cellular component: cytoplasm; membrane. The record is from RefSeq and is a predicted model, not a curated record.